AUACCCUUCAAUCUCCGCCUACAGUCUCAAAAUCAUCCCUUCUCUUUCACCACACUAAGCCCGUCAAAUGGCAGCAUCAUCAUCAUCAUCCCUAUCUGCAGCCUUCGCUUUCCUCCUCCUGGCCAUGGCUCAUCUCAUGAUCAUCGAGCCGUCACAGGCGAUCAACUGCAUGGACGUCGACCUGGCGCUUCGCCAGUGCGUGCCUUAUCUGACAGGGCAAGCAACAGACCCCGCUGCAGCAUGCUGCGACGGGAUCGGCCAAAUCAAGAGCAUGGCCACGACCACGCCAGACCGACAGGCUGCGUGCAGCUGCAUGAAGGCGGCCGCAGCGCACCUCCCCGGUCUUGUAGAUAGCGCUGUGAGCGCCUUGCCGGCGAAAUGCAAUGUUCCUCUGCCUUACCCUAUCUCUGCUUCUGUUGAUUGCACCAAGAUCCAGUAAUGUGGAAGAUGUUAAAGGGAAUAAAAGCAGGGCAUGGCAGUUCAACGUUUCUUGUGUUUUUUAGUGUUUCUUUUCUACAAAAUAAAUGAACUUGCAUGGUUAAUCCUUAUUAAGUUACGGAGCGGAGAACGU
This is a messenger RNA of Asparagus officinalis (garden asparagus), 571 nucleotides long. RefSeq names its product non-specific lipid-transfer protein A-like. The coding region runs from base 68 to 439 and encodes 123 amino acids. Lineage: Eukaryota; Viridiplantae; Streptophyta; Magnoliopsida; Asparagales; Asparagaceae. The record is from RefSeq and is a predicted model, not a curated record. Gene Ontology annotation, cellular component: membrane. Gene Ontology annotation, molecular function: lipid binding. The transcript is spliced from 2 exons. Gene Ontology annotation, biological process: lipid transport.